GUUGAUUUUAACCGGUAAGUUAACGUUUAUCGUACCGCGAAUUAAAACCAUUGAAUCAAAAAGGGGAGUCCGGAUAACUCUUCCAUCGCCGAGUCGUCCGCUACGCUGGCGUUAGGUCAGUGAAGUCCAGAUGCAUGAGUCUGGGUCAGAUCAGACGAGCCACACCAGCCCAGCUAUACAGACAGAGAACGGGACUUUUACUGAGAAUGAGAGUCGUCUGAGCAGCAGCCAGACCCCUCCUCCAGAGGCGUCCUGGGUCAACCCUUCCCAGCAGCACCAGGUCCCAGUCUUGCUGCCCGUGAUGACCCCUCCGGCGGAGGUCCCUCAGCAGCUGCAGCCCACGUCACAGCAGCCCAUCCUCAACCCGCAGCAGCUCCAAGCCCUGCUGCAGCAGCAGAAAGCACUCAUGUUACACCAGCAACAAAUACAAGAAGUCUUCAAGAACCAGCAGGAGCUCAAUAUGCAACUGCUACAGCAGAAGAGCGCUGGGCUUGUCGGCCAGGAGUUGACAGCUCAGCAGAUGGCCAUCCAGCAGCAGCUACUUCAGGUCCAGCAGCAGCAUCUCCUCAACCUGCAGAGACAAGGCUUGCUAUCCGUCCUGCCCACCAGUCCCGCUGCUGUAGCCCAAGGUUGUGAGAAUGGCGUCAGCCUGACUUGUGGUGGAGAGACCAGAGAGUCUUCUAGUCAGCAAUACACCAUCAACGGCCAUCACACACUUCUGAAGAGAAAAGAAAGCGGCACUCUGGAUGAUUACACACAGAAUACUCAUCCUCUGUAUGGAAAUGGCAUGUGUAAGUGGCCUGGCUGUGAGACGGUCUUUGGGGACUUUCAGGCAUUUCUCAAACAUCUGAACAGCGAACACACACUCGAUGACAAGAGUACAGCACAGUGCCGUGUUCAAAUGCAGGUGGUCCAGCAGUUGGAAUUGCAGUUGAGGAAGGACAAAGAGCGACUUCAAGCUAUGAUGGCUCAUCUCAAAUCCUCUGAGCCCAAACCAACUGCACAGCCUGUGAAUCUGGCACCCAGUUUGUCCUUCUCCCAGGCAACAUUGCCGAAGGGACCACCUCCUAUGAGCCUCUCCCAGAGUGCCACAGCCCCGUCCACACCACUGACACCGCUCUCCGAAUCCCCCUCGGUCCACACUCCCAAUAGCAUGUACACUGGAAUCCCUGUACGGAGGCGAUACAGCAGGUCUAUGAGCCAAGAUAUCAUUGACAAUAAAGAUUUCUACCUGAGCACAGAGGUCAGACCUCCAUUUACAUAUGCUUCACUUAUAAGACAGGCGAUAUUUGAGUCACCUCGCAGGCAACUGACACUAAAUGAGAUCUACAACUGGUUCACAAGAACCUUUGCAUAUUUCAGGCGUAAUGCCGCUACUUGGAAGAAUGCUGUGAGACAUAAUCUCAGCCUCCAUAAGUGUUUUGUCCGUUUGGAAAACGUGAAAGGAGCCGUGUGGACGGUGGAUGAGAUUGAGUUCCACAGAAGAAGGCCCCAGAAGACCACAGGCAAUGGAUCUCCAAUGCUGAAAAACUCCCAGAACCGUUAUAGUCAGAGCUCAGCCGGAUCUGCCCCCCAGAUCGGCAAUCCAGACUACAGCAUCCCUUUCUAUAACAACCCAUCCUCCAUGGGCAGCAUCCCCAUGCACUCCCUGCCCCACAUUCUUCAGGAGCAGGUGAAUGGGGCCUUUGCCUGCGGCACUGGAUACCAAAGUGACAGCAGUGCAACACAGUCUCCACCACAAGGCUUCAUUAAAGAAGAGCAAGAAGAUGAGGAGAUUUGUGAGAAUUUUCACUAUGAAUCUCCCGAGAGCACGGACGAACAGAGUCACAGCCCAGAGAUGAACCAAGAGGAGUAUAAUGGCAGCCCGGAGAGACCAAACCUUCAUCUUGAUCGUGUGCCUUCUCUCUGACGAUGAAGUCUGACUUCUCUACUACAAGUCACCACCCACCACCGCCACGUUCACAGCCUUGGUGACUCUUAACAAAAAGACUCAACGCAUCGCCCUUCACACUCAUAGCCAAACACACAUUUCUUCUUGGGGGAUUACUUUUUUUUUUUUUUUUUUUUGCAUUGGUCAGCAUUUCAUAGAAUAUUUUGAAUUUUUCAGCUGGCUCACAGUUCUUAUCUGUAUAGCAGAGUCGGACCACAAGAAGGCUUUUGUGAAAGUGUCUGUUCUCCAUUCAAAAAAAAAAAUAAUUGUCACAUUUUUCCUUGAUCGUCUUUUAUACCUGUACACAGGAAGGACCAUGAUGAGCAGAGAAACCAAAGGAAAGGGAAUAUUUAUGUUUAGCACUUCACAAUGAGAGUUUUGCCUCCUCAUGGUUGCUUGUACACUAUGUUUGGGCCACAUCGUCUAUUUUCAUUCUGGUUUUGUUUUGUUUUUGUUUUUUUUUUCCCUUUCAUUUCCACAUGCUACUAAAAUCUGUUUGUAGAGGAAGUAAUAAUGUUGCUUUAAAAGACUUUAAAUGUACACUGCCAAUGUGAUCUGGGUUAUUUCUACCUAACAUAUAAUCAAUUGAUAAAAAGAAAAGAAUAAGUAACCUAUAUUUGUUUGUCUUUUUUCACCCCAACCAUAGACAUUGCUGAAUUUGCUCGAAUUGAGCUUGUAAAAGUAGAUAUCACAGCGUUAUUAUGAUUGUAAACCAAUACAUCACAAUCAAUAAUAAAUUCCUGAU
Messenger RNA from Lampris incognitus (smalleye Pacific opah), 2675 nucleotides. Its product is annotated as forkhead box protein P1-B-like. The transcript is spliced from 16 exons. Gene Ontology annotation, molecular function: DNA-binding transcription repressor activity, RNA polymerase II-specific; RNA polymerase II cis-regulatory region sequence-specific DNA binding. Lineage: Eukaryota; Metazoa; Chordata; Actinopteri; Lampriformes; Lampridae. Gene Ontology annotation, biological process: regulation of transcription by RNA polymerase II. Gene Ontology annotation, cellular component: nucleus. The record is from RefSeq and is a predicted model, not a curated record. Bases 131 to 1909 code for a protein of 592 amino acids.